Knipowitschia caucasica is the source of this 1446-nucleotide messenger RNA. NCBI's taxonomy places the organism in Eukaryota, Metazoa, Chordata, Actinopteri, Gobiiformes, Gobiidae. The record is from the annotation of a GenBank genome assembly.
AUGACUGAAACUUCUGGUCCAACUUUCAUCAAACUUGGACAAUGGGCCAGCACCAGACGAGACAUAUUCCCCAAGGACUUCUGCGAUCGUUUCUCCAAGCUGCACGUCCAGGUCAGACCCCACUCCUGGUCCCACACCAAGCAGUGUCUCCGUCGGGCUUUUGGGGAGGAGUGGAGAAGGGUGUUUGUGUUUGAGAGCAAGGAGCCGGUGGGGUCUGGCUGCGUGGCUCAGGUUUACAGAGGAUGGGCCAGGGCUGACAGGGUGGAAGAUCCAGUCUUUCAGAUACUGGUGGAGGAGAUGGACAAAGAGGGCCUGCUGGAGGCUUGGGAGAUCCCAGGUCUGAAGGCGGUGACUGGGGCACUGAAGAGGCUCUGGACCAGCAGGAUGCAGGACGAAGCCCGGGAGAAACCGCAGUGGAGAGAGGACGCAGAGACUGAGAAGGAAAAUCUGAUACCUGUAGCUAUAAAGGUGGUGCACCCAGGAGUCAGGAGACAGGUGGAGAUGGACCUUCUGCUGAUGAAAGCCGGCAGCUGGGUUCUCUCCUGUCUGCCCGGGCUCCAGUGGCUCAGUCUGUCUGAAGUCGUGGAGGAGUUCGAGAAGCUCAUGACCAAACAGAUCGAUCUCAGAUUUGAGGCUAAAAACAUAGAGCAUUUCAGACGCAACUUCCGCGAUGUUGAAUAUAUAAAGUUUCCGACGCCGCUGCGACCGUUUGUGACCAGGUCCAUUUUAGUAGAAACCUUUGAAGAAAGUGAACCAAUUUCAAACUAUCUGAAGUCCGAUAUUCCAGCAGAUGUAAAGCAGAAGAUCGCGAGGAUGGGAGUGGACACACUGUUAAAGAUGGUUUUUGUGGACAACUUUGUGCACGGAGACCUUCAUCCUGGGAACAUCCUGGUCCAGUCCCGAGCCCCGCCCCCUGACCCCGGUGAGUCUGUGGGGGAGGCCCAGGGUAAGACCCAGGGUAAGACCACACUCACAGACCUGUGGGACACGGUGGUGGUCAGCAACAGACCGGACCCCAGCCCCUUUCAGCUGGUUCUGCUGGACGCUGGGAUCGUGUCCCAGCUCAGCGAACACGACCGCUCCAACUUCAAGGCCGUCUUCACCGCCGUGGUCCUGCGCCAGGGUGAGAGGGUCGCAGAGUUGAUCCUGAAUCACGCCCGAGCCAACGAGUGUCAGGACGUGCCGCUGUUCAAGCAGGAGAUGGCUCAGCUCGUAGACCACGCCCUCAGCGACACCCUGGCUCUGGGAAAGAUCCAGGUGGCAGACCUCCUCUCCAGAGUCUUCGGGCUGCUGAUCAAACACAAGGUGAAGCUGGAGAGUAACUUUGCCUCCAUGGUGUUUGCGAUCAUGGUUCUGGAGGGACUGGGCCGGUCUCUGGACCCGAACCUGGACAUUCUGGAUCUGGCCAAACCUCUGCUGCUCCGAAACUCUGCGUCUCUUCUCUGA